This is a messenger RNA of Dissoconium aciculare CBS 342.82, 2052 nucleotides long. Its product is annotated as WD40 repeat-like protein. NCBI's taxonomy places the organism in Eukaryota, Fungi, Ascomycota, Dothideomycetes, Mycosphaerellales, Dissoconiaceae. Gene Ontology annotation, biological process: negative regulation of transcription by RNA polymerase II. Gene Ontology annotation, cellular component: nucleus; transcription repressor complex. The transcript has 2 exons. The record is from RefSeq and is a predicted model, not a curated record. The coding region runs from base 1 to 2052 and encodes 683 amino acids. Gene Ontology annotation, molecular function: protein binding.
AUGAGUAUCGGCCUGAUCGAACAACUGAUCAUCUUGUCGAAAGUAUCAGAUCAUGGCUCCUCGGUGGUAACGUACUUCUUUUGUCAAAAUGCCGACUACCGACUGAACACGGUGGAAGCCAUUCUCAAAGGACUGAUACUGCGCCUCUACGAAGCACGAGAGGAGACCCGACCAGUCUUGCGAGAGCUAUGGGAUGACGAACACCAGCGACCGUUCGCCAAGAUCGCACCAUUGCGCGAGCUUUGGGACAUGUUUGAAGCUAUGAUGAAUAAGUGUCACUGUCGCAUUUACAUUGUGGUCGAUGCGUUGGACGAAUGCACGAAGGCGGGAAUGUCGGAUUUGCUGCGGCUAAUCGUGCGGAACGGACUAGACUCGCCGUCCAAGAUGAAGUGGUUGCUCACGAGCCGACCGUUAGCAGAAGCCGACCGAAUGCUGCUCGCUAGCCAUGAGCAGUUGCAACUCAGUCUGGAUCUUGAGUCCGCUCGUGUAGCCACCGCGGUGGACAGUUACAUCGUCCAGAAGCUUAAUAAACUCAAUCGUAUGCAUGACUAUGGGACGGAUCUUCGAGAGCGUUUACAAGCUCGCUUGUCGGCGAAAGCGGAAGGUACUUUCCUCUGGGUCAGUCUGGUGUGCAAGCAGCUCGAAGCCGUGCCUGCUAGUCACGCAUUCCAAACCAUCGAACGAUUAGCCAAUAGGCUGGAUGCCGUGUAUCUCAAAGCGUUGAACGAGAUUCGUCGUGAGGAUUCUACAGGGAAGUGUAGACGGCUUCUUAAAGUCAUGGCCCUCGCCUUUCGGCCUUUGACCUUGCAAGAGAUCAACGGCAUAGCUGGGCUUCCUUAUGCGGACAUGAUUAAUCACGCGACUAUCGGGCGGUGCACCUCCUUUGUUCGAAUGCAGGAUCAGAAGGUCGAAUUCGUACAUCAAUCCGCACGAGAUUACUUCCUGUUGGCUAGGGCAGACCCGUCCAACGACGCCCUCGGGUCGUAUGGACACCGACAUAUUGCUCUUAGCGCGCUAAGACUCUUACGCAGCCGAUUGAAGGUCAAUCUAUUAGAUCUACCGUGGCCGCAAACAUCGUCCACCACAGCGCAAGCAAUAACUCGGAGCAAGAUCGACGGCCCUGCUCUAGAGCUCGAAUAUGCCGCAUCAUUCUGGGCACAGCACUCGUGCAAUACUGAUACGUCAGACAAAGGCAUCAUCCCUGAAGUGCGCAGUGCAACGGCAGAUUUCCUGUCUAGCAGGUUCCUCGAGUGGCUGGAAUGUUUGAGUUGGCUAGGGAAUUUGAAAAGUGGCGCAGAGACAUUGAGGCUCAUAUGUAAGCCGGCCAAAGAACUGCAGCCCGAAUACGAUGGGCGACUCUUGCCGCUUGCCCUAGAUAGUCUUCGAGUACUGCUACGACAUUUCCAGGCAAUUUCGACAUCGCCUCUCGAAGCGUACGGCGCUGCGCUUGUGUUUUCUCCCGAAUCCAGUAUUAUCAAAAGAAGCAAUACCGCGAAGAGACCAGCGUGGUUAGUGCAAGUGCCUCGGAUAGAGGAAGCUUGGUCGCCGCUGUUACAGACGUUGACCGGCCACUCGAGCUGGGUCAGGGCGGUGGCGUUCUCGCCGGACGGCAGCCAGAUCGCAUCGGGCUCGUGGGACAAGACGGUUCGAGUGUGGGAUGCGGCGACGGGCGAGCAUUGGAAGACGCUGACCGGCCACUCGAUCCCUGUCGCGGCCGUGGCGUUCUCGCCGGACGGCAGCCAGAUCGCAUCGGGCUCGUGGGACGAGACGGUUCGAAUGUGGGAUGCGGCGACGGGCGAGCAUCGGAAGACGCUGACCGGCCACUCGGGCUAUGUUAUGGCCGUGGCGUUCUCGCCGGACGGCAGGCAGAUCGCAUCGGGCUCGCAGGACAAGACGGUGCGAGUGUGGGAUGCGGCGACGGGCCAGCAUCGGAAGACGCUGACCGGCCACUCAGAACUGGUCACGGCCGUAGCGUUCUCGCCGGACGGCAGGCAGAUCGUAUCGGGCUCGGAAGACACGACGGUGCGAGUGUGGGAUGCGGCGACGGGCUAG